CCGUUUCCUGAGGAGCGUGGUGCUGGUGAAUUUCACACCUUUACUCUCCUCUGUGUGGAAACCUGGGUGUUAAUGGUACUGGAGCAGGUCGUAUUUUAUAAGAAAUGAGACUGUCUUUUAAAACAGAGGGAAAGCAGGGAAGGAAGAGGAGGUGAAGAAACGGAUCCAGGGAGACUGCCACUUGUAGCAGGCAUUAGUUGGAUUAUUUUGUGCUGGUUUUAUUCAGAGCAUUGAAAUUUUGCAUUGCAACACCUGAAGAUGGAAAAUUGGUCGGUUGAUCAAGUUUGCAACUGGUUGAGACAAAGAAAUUUAGGUGAACUCGUUCCUAAGUUUCGUGAAGAAGAAGUAAGUGGAGCAGCUCUUCUGGCUCUUAAUGAUCGUAUGGUGCAGCAGCUGGUGAAGAAGAUUGGGCACCAGGCAGUGCUGAUGGACCUGAUCAAUAAAUAUCAGCAACAAAAAAGUGGCCUAAAAUCCCUUACAUAUGAUUCUGAAACAGCUUCUCAAACAUUUCCAGAAGCAAUUAGUGGGGCUACUGACAGACAAAUGUUAAAUACUUCUGGUCCUCUAGAGCAGAAAAAACAUCUGUGCUCAACUGUAAAGGAAGAAGGACUAAUUGAUCACAGAGUGCUAAAGCAAAAAAAAAAUCUGAAAUCAUUGUUUACAAGAUACAAGACAUUGCAGUGGACAAGUUCUUACGCUUUGCCAGACUUCCCUUAUGAUGUCAAGUGCAUAUUAGCAGAAAAAAAGUGCCCUGAUCACAGUAUGAGAAUAAGAAUUAUUGAAUUUUUACAAGCAGACAUGACAAAAUACCUAGAUGGAUCACUGUAUCCAACCAGCCAACAGUAUAACAUAGUUGUCAAUGCUCUGCUGCAGGCAUAUCCCUUCCUUGAUGAAGAUGGGAAUGGCUUUUUGCUGUGGAAACGGGCCCUUAAGGAUCGUUUCAAGUAUGUGCGGAGACCCAUUGAAGAUGAUGAGCAAGUCCUGAGGAACAAAUGCAAAUUUGGCCACAGGAGAGGACAGACCAGGAAACGUUCAUUUGCUGAAAACAAACUUGAUAAUGCCCAGGUGCAGGUAGAGGAAGAACCAGCUCAUCUUGAAGGCAUUGCAAUGGAUGUACACAUUCAGUGGCUUAAGCAAGAAUAUCUGAAAACUCAGAGGAACUGGAAAGAAGUGGAUAACAGAAUGAAUGUGACACUUGAGAUGCGGAGAAAGAUGAUCAGUGAUAAGGCACCCUUAAAAGAUAUUCUUAGACUAUUUCCUUUCUUAAGAUGCCCUCAUCAGCUCUUCAGGGAGUUCCAGCUUCUCACACACACGGACAUUUAUAAGAAAACAGUUGAGAUUUUGGAGAUUUAUUCAGAAAACAUAUUAUCUUUGUAUGCAGUGAGGAACAAUCCAAUUAAUGUUAUGCUGCAAGAAAAUCUGAAGCGUCACACAGAGCAAGACAUUCUGAAAUGUAUGAAAAUGACUGCUGCAUGUCUACUCCUGCCAGAUGUCUUUGGAGAUGAUUCCAGUCUGUUUGCUGCUGUGAAUGAGGAGGUAAAGGCAGUGACACCAGUAUUGGAAGUAAAAAAUCCUUUCCACGUGAAUUCAUGUGAGUUUGUGCUGUAUGUAGAAAGAGAAGAGUUAGCCCAGCUCAAUGACUGCACCAUGGCCCUGGCAGCGCUGGUGGCUGCAUUUCACGUCUUCAAUAUCCCAUGCCCAAAGAGAAUCCACAGGACACUGAACUUCCUGGAGUCCCUGGUCUUUGAGGUGAGGAGCCCAGCAUCCCUGUUCACCCAGGUAAAGACAGAGCUGGAGGAAACCAACUAUCCCAGUAUCUGAUGGUGUACACAACACUCCCCUCAGAAACGUUUGACAAAUUUAUUUUGUCAAAAUAAAUCCUUCUGUUGUGAAGAUAAAUCAGUGCCAUUCUUUCUGGUGAAAAUGUGUGUGUACUUAUAACAGUUAUGUUUAGUAACCCUUU
This is a messenger RNA of Neopsephotus bourkii (Bourke's parrot), 1963 nucleotides long. It is a transcript of the gene SAMD3, whose product is annotated as sterile alpha motif domain containing 3. Gene Ontology annotation, molecular function: protein binding. NCBI's taxonomy places the organism in Eukaryota, Metazoa, Chordata, Aves, Psittaciformes, Psittacidae. The record is from RefSeq and is a predicted model, not a curated record. Bases 259 to 1821 code for a protein of 520 amino acids. The transcript is spliced from 11 exons.